AUGAACAGACUUAGAUAGUUCAAAGAUAAGAUGCAUGUUCCUCUUGAUUUAAAGGCAUUAAAAAAAAUGGAAAAGAAGGAACUCUUUGAAGAAUAAAAAAAAUAAGAGGACAGCAAGUAUAAUGUAUUUUAUAUUAAUGGUAAUUUCAACGAAUACUAUCGUGAAAUAGAAAUCUUAGGCGAAGGCUGCGUAGGAUUAGUUAAGAAAGUGGAGCGCCUUAGCGAUGGUAAAAUCUUCGCUUCAAAAAUGGUAAAAACAAAAGAUGAAGAAGAAGUGGUCUUAAAUGUCAUCCGAGAAUUCAAAAAUCUCAGAGAACUAAAUCAUCCAAAUAUAGUAAAAGUAUAUGAAUUAUACGUAGAUGAAACAAAAGGAAGAAUAUAUACAAUUAUGGAAUUGGUUGAAGCUAAAGAAAUGUUUGAUGUCAUUUCAAAGCUUGGACAAUACAGUGAAAGUGUUGCUAUAAGUAUCUUUAAAUAGAUCCUUGAGGCUAUUGAUUAUCUUCAUGAAAAUAUGGUCUGUCACAGGGACUUAAAACCUAAUAAUAUUCUAUGUAAUGAAGAUGGAACUUGUGUCAAAAUUACUGACUUUAAUGUUUCUAAAUUUGCUCAUUAUGAUAAUGCUCACAAAAAGGCAUCUACCAUGGAAGGAAGAAAAUAAGUUUUAAUGUGGACCUAUACAGGUACAGUUGCAUACAGUGCUCCCGAAAUAUUUGAUGGAGAUUCUUAUGAUGAAACCGUUGAUAUGUGGAGUGCUGGAGCAGUAUUAUAUACUAUGUUAGCAGGAUACUAACCUUUCGAGGAAGAAUAUGUUCAAGACCUCAUCGCAAAAAUAAAAAGUGCUGAUUAUACUUUUCCUAAAAAUAUUUCUGAAAAUGCUUAAGAUUUAAUUAAAAAAUGCCUCCAAAUUGAUCCUGAAAAGCGCAUUAAGCCUACUGAGGCUUUAGCCCACCCCUGGAUUUUGAAUAAAUAAGAUAAUACUUAACCUUUGGAUGAAGUAGCAAACAGAUUGAGUCUUAAUAUAACCAAACUAAUUUCUAAAUUUGCAGCAUACCGCAAUCUUGGCUUAAUUCGUAAAACUACUUAACGCAAGUAAACAUUUUGUCCUUCUAUGCUUUACAAAAUGAGAGAAUCGCCUCCUCGCAAUUUAGGAAUUGGUUUCUUAAAUGAAGAAGACUCGAAUCAGAAUAAAAUACUAUCCAAUUUAACUAUUUAUAAUUUCAAUUAGUUGGAAAAACAAAGCUAAUAAUCUUCUACUUAGUAAUUCCUCAUUCACAAUUCCUCAACGUAUGUAGAAUAGACAAGUGGAUAUGACGAGUAAUCAAAUUAAAAUAGAUUCGCGUUUGCCUAAAAUUAAAACCAUUAACUUAUAAAUAGUUAAAAAUAUAUAAGCACAGGGUUUAACGUUCUAGAGAAUAUAGAUAGUUAGCCAACUUCUAGUUCCGAAAUUCAGAGUAUCCAUAAUAAUGAUGAUGAGCCUUAUACAAUAAGUCCAGAUAAAAGUUUAAUUUGCUAAAAUAGAAGUACUAGAAACAGUCAAUAAGUAGAAUAGAAAGUAAUGCGUAAGAGAAAAUAAGCCUACACAAAUAUCAUUCAUAAUAGAUAUAAAUUAAAUGAAAGUGAUUAAUUUAUAGUCUAAGCAAUGGAGGAUGAUUAAAUAAGCAAUAACGACUUAUCUCAAACCACAUAAGACUUAAGUGAGAGUGAUUAGAUACUUUGCUAUAAAAUAUACAAUAAACUUAAUCCUGAAUAUCUUCCUCCAAAGAAUAGAGUUAAUUCUUUAUGUGAAAUAUAAACUGAAAGACUUUCUCCACCAAGGCUAAUUUAACACAAUCCUUAAAUAAAUACCUAGAAUAAUAAAUUAAACAUGAACUCUUGCCUCUAAAAACUGAAUCAUAAUAUGGUUUAAAACUGCUUCUAGACAACACUGAAAUCGAAAUUUGCAAGCAUCUUGAAUAUAAAUGAAUUUAACUGCGACUCUAGCCCUAUUUCCUACCAAUCACUGAGUGACAGCUAAAUAAAAACAUCUAAAAAUAUCAAAUUACGCGAAAGCAUUAAAGAUGAAUAAAUAGAAAGUAAAAAAAUGCUAGAAUUAAAAAAUGUAAAACUUCAAGAUACAUCUAUAGAUGCGAUAGUGUGA
This is a messenger RNA of Tetrahymena thermophila SB210, 2136 nucleotides long. Its product is annotated as Serine/Threonine kinase domain protein. The transcript has a single exon. Gene Ontology annotation, molecular function: ATP binding; protein kinase activity. The record is from RefSeq and is a predicted model, not a curated record. Gene Ontology annotation, biological process: protein phosphorylation. Lineage: Eukaryota; Ciliophora; Oligohymenophorea; Hymenostomatida; Tetrahymenidae.